CCCGGAUCAGAGAACGCAAGCAGUAUGGCUGAUACGGAAGCCAUCUCGGUCUUGGUCGUCGAGGACGAGCCUACUACCCGUCUGAUUGUCGAGCGUUUCUUGCGCCAAGCUGGUCACACUGUGGCGUCGGCUAAGAACGGCGAGCUGGCGUUGCGCAAGAUCGAGCGCAAGCCGGAAAAGUUCCAGCUGGUCUUGUCAGAUGUGUACAUGCCCAAGCUGAACGGGAUGGAGUUGCUAGGCAGAAUCCGCGGACACGAGAAUACGGCGGUGGCCUCGCUAGUGGUGGUUAUGAUGAGCUCAGCCAAGGACGCCGCCACGUCGUAUCAGGCGCUGCAGGCCGGCGCGGACGACUUUAUCCUCAAGCCUGUGCGCAAGGGCACGUUUGACAAGUUUGCAGAGUUGGUCCGCAAGGGCCAUACACCGCCCAAGCCGGUCAACCCGCUUCGGGAUCAGACGCCGCGGUCGCGCGAACGGCGCAACUCGAUCAUGCAUGAGCAGAAGCUCAUUGUCGACGCCACAGAGACAUCCCCGAUCUCCUCGCUGGCUGAGCGAGUGAAGGCGCUCCAAACGCUGGCAGCACAGACUAACGCCGACGAGCAACUGAGGCAGGAGCUCAACACGCUCCGUACAGACCUGGACCGGGCGAUGCAGUCGCUGCUGCUCUCGUCGUCGGCUUCUUCGACCUCGGCUUUUGUCGACCUAGUCGAGCAGGGCACCGCCCCGCCCGAGGCCAAGGCGUACAUCACCUCGCUGGUCGGCGACCAGACGCUGCAUGGCGCCUGGAAAAUCGAGCCGCAGCUCGGCGGCGCGGUUGCUGCUGCCACCUCCGCUAGCCGCGACACCGGCGACUCGGACGACGAGGCCAGCGACUCGGAUGCACACGCGUUGAAGGCUGUUUUUGAGCUCACCACCUUUGACGUCUGGUCGUCGCCCGAGGAGAUGAUGAGCCAGUACGUGGUUGCCAUGUUUCGGCACCUCGGCCUCCUGCAGCACUUCCUCAUCCCCAAGGAAGUUUUGGAGGCCUUUCUGGAUGGCGUCGCUGCGCAGUGCCCGAUCACCAACCCGUACCACUCGUUCAGGCGCUCUGUCGAUUCAGCGCAGCUCGCGUUCUGGAUUCUCACCCGCGGCGGGGCCCAGAAGCACCUCGACGCCCACGACGUGCUCGCAGUCAUGCUGGCGGUCAUCGCCUUCCAGAUGGGCCACACCGGGACGUCGAACAACUACCUCAUCGAGUCGUCGUCCGACUAUGCCAUGCAGUACAACAAUGAGUCCAUCCUGGAGAACCGCGCGGCGUCGCUCGCCUGCGGCCUCCUCGCUGUUCCCUCGUCCAAUGUCCUCGCCAACGUGGAGCCGGCCAAGGCCGAGUACGUCAAGAACCUCAUGACCCACUGCAUCCUUGCCACAGACCUCAAGGCCCACCCAAAGAUCCUCUCUUCGUUCAACCUCGUCGCCUCGCAAUUCAACGGUGCCGACGGCGUCCAUCGCCGCCUCCUCUGCCAGGUGAUCACCAAGACCGCAGACUUUUCGCUCGACAUCCGUCCUUUUACCCUCGCCAAGUACUGGUCCGACAUGAAGGCCGAGGAGGAUGUCCGCGAAGCCGCCGCCGCCGACCGACCCGUCCCACUCACUGACCCGGGUAUGGUUCGCGUCACCCUUAUCGACUACAUCUCGCUCCCGCUCUUCAGCGCCGUCGGCAAGUUCCUGCCCGUUGUCGAGGCCACCUGCCACUCGCUCAUCGAGACCAACCGGUUCACCUGGCAGGCCUUGGUCGACACCCAAAUGUUCUCGUAG
Messenger RNA from Thecamonas trahens ATCC 50062, 1791 nucleotides. Its product is annotated as high affinity cGMP-specific 3',5'-cyclic phosphodiesterase 9A. The record is from RefSeq and is a predicted model, not a curated record. Gene Ontology annotation, molecular function: 3',5'-cyclic-nucleotide phosphodiesterase activity. The transcript is spliced from 2 exons. The coding region runs from base 25 to 1791 and encodes 588 amino acids. NCBI's taxonomy places the organism in Eukaryota, Apusomonadida, Apusomonadidae. Gene Ontology annotation, biological process: phosphorelay signal transduction system.